UUUCUUCAACACGCUAUUUUUCCUUUCUCAAAAUUGACCUUAAACAAUCUACCUACCUACACAUAAAACCAUUUCAUGCUCCAAAACCAAACCCAUUAUCACUACUUCAAAACCAAAACUGAAACACAAAAACAGAGAAUAUGAGAAAGAGAGGAGAAAACAAGAACAGAUUCUUUAGAAUCAUUACCAUGCCUCUAAAAGUUUUAGGCAAGGCUCGUGACCUCUACAUGCGAAGCAUCACAGGCUGCGCAGCUCGCACUCACUACUCCUCAGCUGAUGCCGUCUCCGUUCCCUUUCCGAGAAGCCGGAGCACCUCCUCAGCCUUCUCCUCCACCACCUCUUCGCGGAGGAUGUCUUCCGAUUUCACCUUCGACGAUGACUACAGCGAGCUGGUCAGAGCUGCUUCCGUUAGGAGUUUAGGUCAUAAGAACGAGAUUGACAUGAUCAGACAUCAGCAGCUUCAGCAGCGACAAGAAAAUCGCGUUGCGGUGGGAGCGGUUGCUGGUGUAAAAGGAGGUUUGCCAAAGAGCUCGAGUGUAGGGAUGCCAAUGGCGAGGAUUGAUGAAGAAAAUGAAGAAGAGGGAUCACUGAAGAAUCAUAAGAAAGGAUCCGAUUUCUUAUACCCUCGUAGCAGAUCACACGCGGUUACUAUUAGAGGAUCCAAGUUUUAAAUUACUAAUUAUAUAAGUCUCAUUUUUAUUUUUAAAGAAGUAUGAUUUCUCGAAAAUUUACGUUGGGGGGAUUAAGGAGAAGACAGAAAAUGAUUGCGAGGUAUAGUAGUUACUAGUGUUAUAGAUUUGUACUAAA
Messenger RNA from Brassica oleracea var. oleracea, 807 nucleotides. RefSeq lists its product as uncharacterized. Lineage: Eukaryota; Viridiplantae; Streptophyta; Magnoliopsida; Brassicales; Brassicaceae. The transcript has a single exon. Bases 141 to 671 code for a protein of 176 amino acids. The record is from RefSeq and is a predicted model, not a curated record.